Pezoporus occidentalis (night parrot) is the source of this 2705-nucleotide messenger RNA. RefSeq names its product ERCC excision repair 6 like 2 (gene ERCC6L2). Gene Ontology annotation, molecular function: ATP binding; ATP-dependent chromatin remodeler activity. Bases 298 to 2514 code for a protein of 738 amino acids. The record is from RefSeq and is a predicted model, not a curated record. The transcript has 15 exons. NCBI's taxonomy places the organism in Eukaryota, Metazoa, Chordata, Aves, Psittaciformes, Psittacidae.
AAAGUAAUUACAGAAAUGCUGUCUUAUUUUAAACUUUGUUUUGCAUAUUUAACUGUUCUUUCAUUUUUUCAGUAUCGCUUCUUGUUUUUCAGAAAUUGCUCAAAGACUUAGAUGCUACUGAGAGAAGUUCGUGUGCACAUUUUUUUGCGUUGAUUUGAGCAUCUGUGAUACACAGUACAGAUGGCUUAACUUUUAAGAGAUUGGAUAUGUAUCAUAUGUUGAAUAUACUGUUUGUUCUUCACCCUUUGCCACAAAAAGAUACGUUUGAGCUUCAAGUCUCUGAGGAAACCAUUGAGAAUGGCUGAAGAUAAUUGGCAUACUGGGGAGAAGUGCCUUGCCCCUUGUCUUGAAGAUGGGAAACUUCAUGAAGGAACAAUAUCUUCUAUUGAGAAGGACAAGAAUGGAAAAUCAUUUGCUGUUGUAUCAUUCUCAGAGUCUGAAGAAAGGAAAAUAUUAAUAACUAAACUUUGUAGAGUCAAAGACAGAAGAGGGCCCUGGAAAAGCUUAAUAUUUGAUGAUCGUGAUCUGGAAAAGCCUUAUUUUCCUGACCAGAAUUUUCCAUCUCCUGCAGUUGCUUUUAAAUUAUCUGACAAUGGUGAUUUUAUUCCAUAUACAAUUAACAGAUACCUACGUGAUUAUCAAAGGGAAGGAGUCCAAUUUCUGUAUGGACAUUAUGCUAAUAAAAGGGGGUGUAUUCUUGGAGAUGAUAUGGGCCUUGGAAAGACAAUACAGGUCAUUUCGUUUUUGGCUGCAGUGUUGCACAAAAAGGGAACACGUGAGGAUAUUGAAAAUAAUAUGCCAGAAUUUUUACUGAGGACAAUGAAAAAAGAACCCAAGUGUAACCCCAAGAAGACUUUCCUCAUAGUGGCCCCUCUUUCAGUGCUUUACAACUGGAAGGAUGAGUUAGACACAUGGGGGUACUUUAAGGUCUGUGUCUUACAUGGCAGUAAAAAAGAUGAUGACUUCAGUCGCAUCAAGCAAGGGAAAUGUGAAGUUGCCCUUACAACGUAUGAGGUGCUUCGCCUGUAUUUGGAUGAAUUUAACAGCGUAGAAUGGUCUGCUGUAAUAGUGGAUGAAGCACAUAGAAUCAAGAAUCCAAAGGCUCAAAUAGCUCAAACCAUGAAGUCAUUAAAAUGCAGCGUUCGCAUUGGUCUUACUGGAACCAUUCUUCAGAACAAUAUGAAGGAACUUUGGUGUGUUAUGGACUGGGCUGUACCGGGACUUUUGGGUAGCAGAAUACACUUCAAGAAGAAGUUUUCUGAUCCAGUGGAGCAUGGCCAGAGGCACACUGCAAGUAAAAGAGAGCUAGCAACAGGUCGUAAGGCCAUGGUGGAGCUAGCAAGAAAAAUGUCUGGCUGGUUUCUGAGAAGAAGCAAAGCACUUAUCAGUGAUCAGUUGCCAAAAAAGGAGGACAGAAUGGUGUACUGUUCUCUCACUGAAUUCCAGAAAGCAGUGUACCAGGCUGUGCUAGAGACAGAGGAUGUGAGCUUAGUAUUACGAGCAGGAGAGCCCUGCAGCUGCAACAGUGGUCGUAAAAGAAAGAACUGUUGUUACAAAGAAAAUGCUUAUGGUGAAACAAUUAAGUCGCUGCGCUUCAGUUACCUGACAAUUCUACAGAAGGUUGCAAAUCAUGCUGCACUGCUGCAGACAGACAACACUAGCAAGCAUCAGGAAGCACAUAUCAAACGGGUGUGCAGCCAAGUAUUUUCCAGUUUUCCAGAUUUUGUGCAGUUAAGCAAAGAUGCAGCCUUUGAAACCAUUUCAGAUCCAAAGUACAGUGGAAAAAUGAAGGUCCUUCAGCAGCUUUUAAAUCACUUCCGAAGGAACAAGGAUAAAGUUCUUCUUUUCUCCUUUUCCACAAAGUUGCUAGAUGUGCUGGAACAAUACUGUAUGGCAUCUGGGCUAGAUUACCGAAGACUUGAUGGAAAUACAAAAUCAGAAGAUAGAAUGAGAAUUGUAAGAGAGUUCAACAGUAUUCAAGAAAUUAACAUAUGUCUUGUAUCUACAAUGGCUGGUGGACUGGGUCUUAAUUUUGUUGGUGCCAGUGUUGUUAUACUGUUUGAUCCUACAUGGAACCCAGCAAACGAUCUUCAAGCUAUUGACAGAGCUUACAGGAUUGGCCAAUACAAACCUGUUAAAGUGUUCAGAUUGAUAUCCUUGGGAACUGUGGAGGAGAUGAUGUACUUGCGACAAGUUUAUAAACAGCAACUUCACUGUGCGGUGGUUGGAAGUGAAAAUGCCAAGCGGUAUUUUGAGGCAGUGCAAGGAUCAAAGGAACAUCAAGGAGAGCUUUUUGGAAUCCAUAACCUUUUCAAACUUAGGACUCAUGGGUCCUGUCUUACCAAAGACAUCCUGGAGAGGGAAGGACGGGUAGAAGCAGGAGUCAUAACAGCAACUAUGUGGCUAAAGGAAGAGACUUCUCCAUGCAGCUCAGAAAAGGUGAGGACUAUGAACCAGAGCAUGGUAGUCCCUCUGGUUCCUGACACUGUAGUGGCAAUUAUAGACAGUAUGUAAUUAGACUGAUAAUACUUUUACCUUAGAUUGAAUUUGCUGUCUUUUAUUGCUUGUUUGCCCCUGGUUUCAUGUAUUGUAAAGUAUUGGGUAAUAUCAUGCUCUCAUUCUGUAUUUAAAGUGGAAUAUUCUGAAUAUCGCAUGAUAUGAUAUUCUGUGACCUUUACAACACUUGGAUAUCAUAUCCUCAGUCU